UUCUUUAUUUCUUCCUUCCUUUCUCCGCUACUUCUUCUCCUCAAGCUUUGUUCUCAAGAAAACAGAGAGAGAGAGAGAGAGAGAGAGAGAGGAAGAUUGGAGCUUUUGGAUGAUGGGAAUGGCGGAAUAGAUAAGAAGGGAUUGCUUGGAUUGGAUUCAAUUCCAUCAGAUCUGCAAAGAGGGAGAGAUCUGGGAGUGUUUGAAAGGGAUAGGUUGAAGAUGAUGAGAAUGCAGACAAGGUGUUCGGCGUUUGGCCAAGAAGAGCACGGUGAAGCGGGGGAUGAGGCGCGGUGGGAGAUGAGGCCAGGGGGGAUGCUGGUGCAGAAGCGAGAAGGACCGUCACCGCCGGCGCCGACCAUAAGGGUGAGAGUCAAGCACGGCGGCGCAUCCCAUGAGAUCUAUCUCAGCUCGCAAGCCACCUUCGGGGAGUUGAAGAAAUUGCUGGCGGAGAGGACGGGGAUGCAUCCAGGGGAUCAGAAGAUCGUGUUCAAGGACAAGGAGCGAGCUUCCAAUGCCUUCCUUGACAUCUCCGGAGUGAAGGAUGGGUCCAAGAUGGUGCUCCUCGAGGACCCCGCCGCGCAGGCCAAGCGAUGCCUGGAGAUGCGCCGCAAUGCAAAGCUCGAGAAAGCCUCCAAAUCCAUCUCCCAGAUCAGCCUCGAUGUUGAUAAACUCGCAUCUCAGGUCACUGCUUUGGAGGCUAUCGUGGCCAAAGGCGGCAAAGUGGCAGAGCAUGACGUCUUGAAUCUCAUCGAGCUGUUGAUGAACCAGCUUCUCAAGCUCGACGGAAUCAUCGCCGAUGGCGAUGUCAAGCUUCAACGGAGAAUGCAGGUCCGAAGAGUUCAAAAGUACGUAGAAGCGCUAGACGUGAUCAAGAUCAAGAACUCAAUGCCAACACAACAACCACCUCAACAGCAGCAGCGUAAACAGAAGCAGUCAGCGCUGGCACCGGUGGUGGCGACGACCAAAUGGGAAGUGUUUGACUCGAUGUUCUCGCCGUCCACUUCAGCAGCGAACUCCAGCACCACGGCGCGCUCCACCAACUCCUCCUCCGCCCCCACUCCCAGGUUUGAUUGGGAGCUGUUUUGAUAAUUAGGAAAAUUAAAAAAAAAAAAAGAAAAAAAAGGUAAAAUGUUGACUGUGUUGAUAUAUAUAUGUAAAAGUAAGUAUAUAGAGAUGUAUUUUCUAAAUGUGGUGUUUUUUCAUGGUGUUGAUUGUGUUUGGUUCAUUGUAUAUCAUUUGCAUUUCUCUUCUCAAUUUAUAUCCUUCGGACAUUAAUAAAAUGAGCUUAUUUGUUUUAUGCA
This is a messenger RNA of Dioscorea cayenensis subsp. rotundata (Guinea yam), 1301 nucleotides long. Its product is annotated as BAG family molecular chaperone regulator 3-like. Gene Ontology annotation, biological process: protein stabilization. The transcript is spliced from 4 exons. NCBI's taxonomy places the organism in Eukaryota, Viridiplantae, Streptophyta, Magnoliopsida, Dioscoreales, Dioscoreaceae. The record is from RefSeq and is a predicted model, not a curated record. Gene Ontology annotation, cellular component: cytoplasm. Bases 220 to 1086 code for a protein of 288 amino acids. Gene Ontology annotation, molecular function: adenyl-nucleotide exchange factor activity; protein-folding chaperone binding.